AUGGCUUCACGACCAGAGCUAAAGCUCGAUGACGAAGGCGGUUUCAUUCGCUUCUUCAAGUCUCUACCAGCCGUUAACGAAGACACAAUCCGCAUCUUUGACCGAGGAGAUUGGUACACUUCUCAUGGCCAAGAUGCCAACUAUAUCGCAAAGACUGUCUAUAAGACAACUUCUGUUGUACGACAGCUCGGCCGAAAUGACCACACCGGACUGCCCUCAGUCACCAUGACCAUGACCGUGUUCCGACAAUUCCUACGAGAAGCCCUACUCAAGUUGGGUAAGCGAAUCGAGAUUUGGCAGAGCGCUUCCGGCCGCAUGAACUGGAAGUGCAUCAAGCAAGCGUCACCAGGCAACCUCCAAGAUGUAGAGGAUGAUUUAGGAGGCCAGAUUGAGUCUGCCCCUAUGAUUCUCGCAGUCAAGAUCUCAGCAAAAGCUUCCGAAGCUCGCAACGUUGGCGUCUGCUUUGCCGAUGCUAGCGUACGAGAACUGGGCGUCAGCGAGUUUCUCGACAAUGACCUAUACUCCAACUUUGAGGCACUCCUUAUUCAGCUUGGUGUUCGUGAAUGUUUGGUGCAAGUCGACAAGGGUGAAAAGAAGGACGACAAGGAGAAGGAUCCUGAGUUGGCCAAGUUGAAGAAGAUCAUCGACAACUGCGGUGUCGCCAUCGCAGAGAGACCAGCAGGCGACUUCGGCAUUCGAGAUAUCGAACAGGACCUGGCACGCUUACUCAAAGACGAACGAUCAGCAUCUCUACUACCACAAACAGACCUCAAGCUCGCCAUGGGCUCCGCAGCAUCUCUCAUCAAGUACCUCGGCGUUCUACAAGACCCUUCCAACUUUGGCCAGUACCAACUGUACCAGCAUGACCUGGCGCACUUUAUGAAGCUCGAUGCAGCUGCGCUCAAGGCCCUCAACCUCAUGCCAGGUCCUCGAGAUGGAUCCAAGACGAUGAGUAUCUUUGGCGUUCUGAACCACUGCAAGACACCAGUUGGCAGCAGACUUCUAGCACAAUGGUUGAAGCAGCCUUUGAUGAGCAAGAAUGAGAUCGAAAAGCGCCAGCAGUUGGUGGAAGCUUUCUAUGUCGAUACUGAACUUCGCCAAAUGUUACAAGAAGAGCACCUUCGAUCUAUUCCUGAUCUUUACAGACUCUCAAAACGAUUUCAACGAGGCAAGGCCAAUUUGGAGGACGUCGUUCGUGCAUACCAAGUUGUCAUCCGCUUACCUGGGUUUAUCGGUACUUUCGAAGGUGUCAUGGAUGAGAAUUACAAAGAUCCCCUCGACGAAGCGUACACUACCAAGCUUCGCGACCUUUCUGAUAGUUUGGGCAAACUGCAGGAUAUGGUAGAGCAGACAGUCGAUCUCGAUGCUCUUGAUCGCCAUGAAUACAUCAUCAAGGCCGAUUUCGACAAGAGCCUGCGUGUUAUUCGUAAGAAGCUAGACCAGCUCGACAAGGAUAUUCGAGCCGAGUUCAUAGCCGCCGCCAAGGACCUAGGCCAGGAGGCAGACAAGAAGAUCUUCCUCGAGACUAGCCACAAGGUUCAUGGAGUGUGCAUGCGUCUUACGCGACAGGAGGCUGGCUGCAUCCGAAACAACUCCAAAUACCAGGAGUGCUCGACACAAAAGAACGGUGUCUACUUCACUACCAAAAAGUUGCAAGCCUACCGACGCGAGUACGACCAGCUGUCUCAAAAUUACAACAGGACGCAAAGCAGCCUCGUCCAUGAAGUUGUUCAGGUUGCCUCCUCUUACUGUCCCGUUCUGGAACGACUUGCUGGUGUGCUUGCUCAUUUAGACGUGAUUGUUUCUCUCGCUCACGCCUCAGUGCAUGCUCCUGAGUCCUAUGUCCGACCCAAGAUUCAUGCUCGUGGCGAGGGCCAAACGAUACUUCGCGAGGCUCGUCACCCUUGUAUGGAGCUUCAAGAUGAUGUUCAAUUCAUCACCAAUGAUAUUGAGCUUACGCGCGAUAAGUCUUCGUUCCUUAUUAUUACCGGUCCCAACAUGGGCGGUAAGUCGACGUAUAUUCGACAAACUGGUGUCAUCGCUCUUAUGGCUCAGGUUGGAUGUUUUGUGCCAUGUGCAGAGGCCGAGUUGACUAUCUACGAUUCAAUUCUGGCUCGUGUAGGCGCAAGCGACUCCCAGCUCAAGGGCGUUUCGACUUUUAUGGCCGAGAUGCUUGAGACAGCCAAUAUCCUCAAGUCAGCUACCUCGGAGUCCUUGAUCAUUAUUGACGAGCUCGGACGCGGCACAUCGACCUACGAUGGAUUUGGUCUGGCAUGGGCAAUCUCGGAGCACAUUGUUAAGGAAAUUGGCUGCUCUGCCAUGUUUGCUACUCAUUUCCACGAACUCACAGCCCUUGCCGAACAGUACCCCCAGGUGCAGAACCUUCACGUCACGGCGCACAUCGGCGGCACUGACGCAGCAGCUUCGGAAGCGGAUGCCAAACGGGAAGUGACCUUACUGUACAAGGUGGCACCCGGCGUGUGCGACCAGAGUUUCGGCAUUCACGUUGCUGAGCUGGUCCGCUUCCCAGACAAGGUGGUCCGCAUGGCCAAGCGCAAGGCCGACGAGCUUGAGGACUUUACUACCAAGCACGAAGAUCUGGCCUUGCAGUACAGCAAACAGGACAUGGAGGAUGGUAGUGCCAUGCUGAAGCGAGUCCUGGUGGAGUGGAAGGACAAGGUCAAGGCGGGUGGUAUGAGCCGAGAGGAGCAAGUUGCUGCUCUGAAGGAGCUUGUCGGGGCAAACAAAGACUUGCAGGCAAACCCUUUCUUCCAGUCUGUCAAGGCUCUGUAG
Messenger RNA from Fusarium coffeatum, 2793 nucleotides. RefSeq lists its product as uncharacterized. Bases 1 to 2793 code for a protein of 930 amino acids. The record is from RefSeq and is a predicted model, not a curated record. Gene Ontology annotation, biological process: mitotic recombination; mismatch repair. Gene Ontology annotation, molecular function: mismatched DNA binding; ATP binding; ATP-dependent DNA damage sensor activity. The transcript is spliced from 3 exons. Gene Ontology annotation, cellular component: MutSalpha complex; nucleus. NCBI's taxonomy places the organism in Eukaryota, Fungi, Ascomycota, Sordariomycetes, Hypocreales, Nectriaceae.